AUGUCGAAGCAUGUUGCAGUCAUCAUUGGCGGAAACAGAAGAUGGGAUCGGUCAAGAGGAUUGAUGCCUCAGGUGGGCUACUUGACAGGUGCCGGAGCAUUGAAGGUCGUGGUAGAUAUGUGUCGUAAGUGGGGAAUCCAAGUUCUUACAGUCUUUGCCUUCUCAUCUGACAACUGGUUAAGACCCAAAGUCGAAGUCGAUUUCUUAAUGAGACUGCUUGAAAACACAUUAAAAGAUGAAGUUGCUUCAAUGUCGAGGGACGAAAUCCGAGUUUCUGUCAUUGGAGAUGUAUCUAAGCUUCCACAAUCAUUACGAAAUUUCAUUACACAUUGUGAGAACCCUAUUCUUGGUAACUUACGAGUCGCGAUGGGUGGUUCUUGA
Molecule: messenger RNA, 381 nt
Organism: Lactuca virosa
Lineage: Eukaryota; Viridiplantae; Streptophyta; Magnoliopsida; Asterales; Asteraceae
Source: the annotation of a GenBank genome assembly